AUGAUGGGACGGGUGACCCCCAAAACGAACAGACAGCUGGCGGAGCGCCUUCGUUCCCUCUGGCGACGCCUUCGCGCCAAUCACACCGUGACGUGGAGGCAUGUGGCGGGUCACAGCGGCAACAAAUGGAACGACUACGUCGACGAGCUAGCAGCUCGCGGCAGGCAGGGCGACAGAGGCUCAAACGCUGCCGAGUGGGCGGACGACACCAUCCCGACGGACACUCCCGACGAGGAAAGCAACGCGGAGGGAAGCGACAGCAGUACCAGUGGACACGGAGCAACAGGCAGCGCCCAGGACUCGGAGAGAAAUGAUGAUAGCGACGCCAACGUUCGAACGAUAUGGUCCGAGUAUGUGCCGAGCGAGCAGGCGAGCGGGGAGCACGAUGCGUAA
This is a messenger RNA of Emiliania huxleyi CCMP1516, 393 nucleotides long. RefSeq lists its product as hypothetical. The coding region runs from base 1 to 393 and encodes 130 amino acids. The transcript is spliced from 2 exons. The record is from RefSeq and is a predicted model, not a curated record. Lineage: Eukaryota; Haptophyta; Isochrysidales; Noelaerhabdaceae. Gene Ontology annotation, molecular function: nucleic acid binding; RNA-DNA hybrid ribonuclease activity.